Messenger RNA from Dendrobium catenatum, 1338 nucleotides. Its product is annotated as beta-carotene 3-hydroxylase, chloroplastic. The record is from RefSeq and is a predicted model, not a curated record. The coding region runs from base 145 to 1074 and encodes 309 amino acids. NCBI's taxonomy places the organism in Eukaryota, Viridiplantae, Streptophyta, Magnoliopsida, Asparagales, Orchidaceae. Gene Ontology annotation, molecular function: iron ion binding; beta-carotene 3-hydroxylase activity. Gene Ontology annotation, biological process: xanthophyll biosynthetic process; carotene metabolic process. The transcript has 6 exons. Gene Ontology annotation, cellular component: chloroplast.
GAAUGAUGCCUCCAUGUGCCUUUCACGCUCCACACACGAACUUGUCUUCUUCCUCUCCGAUCACUAAUCCCAGCCUCCAUCUCUGUUCUCUUUCCACCUCUCGGCUCAAAGAGAGAGGAACAAUUUCUCAUCGGCUGGGAGGCCAUGGCUUCUACUAUCCCCUCUGCAUCAACAAUCUUCCAAUACCAAAGCCGCGCUGGAAACCCCUUUUCCUCCCGCCGCAGAGACCUCGUUCUGGUAUUUGCUCCCAUCCCCACCAACUGCCUCUCUGAAACAUCGAUAAUAAGCCCAUCUAUUGCACAGUGCAAACGCAGCGCGAUGAUAAACUUUGUGGUGAGGGAAGGCGGUGGCGCGGACUCGUUAGUGGAGGCGGAGGAGGAUCAGUUUGAGGACGUUGUUAUGCCGACAGCGAUCAAAAGCUCUUCUGCUACGCAGCGGUCGGAGAGAAAGAAGGCCGAACGGAGGGCGUAUUUGGUUGCGGCGAUGAUGUCCAGCUUCGGAUUCACGUCUAUGGCUGCCGCAGCUGUGUAUUAUAGAUUUGCCUGGCAAAUGGAGGGAAGCGAGGUUCCAUUGACAGAAAUGAUGGGGACAUUUUCUCUUGCUGUUGGGGCUGCCGUGGGUAUGGAGUAUUGGGCCCGAUGGGCACACCGAGCAGUAUGGCACGCUUCGCUUUGGCACAUGCAUGAGUCGCACCACAGGCCGAGGGAUGGCCCCUUCGAGCUCAAUGACGUCUUUGCGAUCAUCAAUGCGGUCCCUGCAAUUGCGCUCCUCGCAUUCGGCUUCUUCCAUCGCGGGUUUUUUCCCGGCCUUUGCUUCGGCGCCGGACUGGGAAUUACUCUAUUCGGGAUGGCUUAUAUGUUUGUCCAUGACGGGCUUGUCCACCGGAGAUUCCCAGUGGGUCCCAUUGCCAACGUACCCUAUUUCCAACGGGUAGCAGCUGCUCAUCAGAUGCAUCAUGCGGAUAAGUUUAAUGGCGUCCCAUACGGGCUCUUUCUGGGGCAUAAGGAAUUGGAGGAGGUUGGAGGGAAGAAGGAAUUGGAGAAGGAGAUUAAGAGAAGGAUGAAGGUUUUUUAAUAGCAGCUCCAAUGCUAGCUAGCUGAACUUCUGGUUUUAUUGUUUUGAUUUUCAUAUUUUCUUAGAUUUUAUUUGGGACGGUUUUCUUCUGGCUUCUUAAAGUCAUUUUUUAGUAUAAAAAUUGAAAUUUUUAUAUUAAAACACAGCUUUAAGAAGCAGUGAAAAAAUAAUCCCAAAUGAAGCCUUUGAAAUAUUAUAUAUUGGCUUUUCCCUGGUAAAGUUUUCAAGAAUAAAUAAAGGUUUGCUGCUUCAAUGAUUUGAUAA